AUGGCAGAAGUAAAGCCAAAACUUCGUCGAGUUGUUACAUUUACCAAAAAUAAUCACCGCUGGUCCAGGACAUUCGAUGAAAAUGAUUUGAGGAAAGACGAAGAACCGAAAAACAAAGGUCAUGAGAGAGUUGAAACUGACAGAAAAGAUGUUUCUGAUAAUGGAUCAAAAAAUGUUGCAUUUAAACGGAGUCAGACGAUGAACUGA
Messenger RNA from Brugia malayi, 207 nucleotides. RefSeq lists its product as uncharacterized. The transcript is spliced from 2 exons. The coding region runs from base 1 to 207 and encodes 68 amino acids. Lineage: Eukaryota; Metazoa; Nematoda; Chromadorea; Rhabditida; Onchocercidae. The record is from RefSeq and is a predicted model, not a curated record.